AGAAGAAGAGUCCACAAUAGAAACACCCAAAUACCGAUAGAUACAUAUAACAUAGCGAUAAAGAGAUCGAAGAUGUCGAUGAAUUGGGCCCUGUACUGGGGCAUAAUGUGGGUGCUGUCAGGCUCCACAGACAGCGCUUCGAAGCGUUUCUUCACAGACUUCUUGCAGGAUUUGCCCACACCGGGAACCGGCGGACCCACCUUCGACCCCAGUGCGAUCAGCAAUAUUACAGGACUCGUUGGCAAGACCGUUAAGAUGACCUGCCGUGUCAAGAAUCUGGGCAAUCGAACGGUCUCAUGGGUGCGACAUCGUGACAUCCAUCUGCUGACUGUCGGCCGCUAUACGUACACAUCAGAUCAGCGUUUCGAGGCCCAGCACUCGCCACACGCCGAGGAUUGGUCCCUCCGCAUUCGGUAUGCCCAGCGCAAGGACUCGGGCAUCUACGAGUGCCAGAUCUCCACCACACCACCCAUCGGCCAUGCUGUCUAUCUGAAUAUUGUCGAACCCAUCACCGAGGUCAUUGGCGGCCCCGACCUGCACAUCAACAAAGGAUCCACCAUCAAUUUAACCUGCAUUGUGAAAUUUGCACCGGAACCACCGCCAACCGUCUCCUGGUCCCACAAUCGCGAGGUCAUAAAUUUCGAUUCACCUCGCGGCGGCAUAUCAUUAGUCACUGAGAAAGGUGUACUGACCACCAGCCGUCUCCUCGUCCAGAAGGCCAUACAGGAGGAUGAGGGCCUCUACACAUGCGCCCCCUCAAAUGCCAAUCCCACAUCGGUCCGCGUCCACAUCGUUGAUGGCGAACAUCCGGCGGCCAUGCAUCAUGGAAACUCGGCGCCAGCUCAGCCACCGCCUGUGAUCUCAAUGUUGAUGGCCAUCUGCAGCACUCUGAUCCUGUUGCAUGCCUCUGCCUGCUGCAGCCCAACCCUACCCAAGAUGAGGACACAGCAACUGCAACGAGGAGGCAACAACAAUGGACAGCAGAGGGACAUCGACGGUGGAGAGCAGAUGGAGAGGAAUUCGUUGGUGCCAGGCACAUGACUAGCCGGCCCCCGCGUAACCGGAGCCGGAGCCGGAAAUGUCAUCGAAAUGCCAACUGGAAUGCAAUACUAAAUAUUCCAAGAGCGAGCUACAGAGAGAGAGAGAGUGAGGCGUGGGGGUGGAGGGUGUGCUGCUCUCUGGUUUUCCGUUCCAGUUUCAGGAUCCUUCCAGCCAACGCCUUGGUUUUGCGUUCUCCAAAACGUUUCGUUUCUCCCCUUUGCCCCACUCCCAUCGAUGUGGUCUCUCAUUUUUCGCUCUAUGAGUGGAAUGCAGAGGGGGCGGGGCAUACGUGAGUACAUCCUUUUAUCACUAAAUUAAGUAGUCGUUAGAUAAGGUCAUUUUCGGGCUAAAACUGGAACUGUAACGAAGGGAAAAACAAAGAGCAAAACCCACAAAAGAAAAAAACCACAAAGUAAAAACAGAACGAAAGAACGAACGAUUUUGUUCAUGCAACAUGUUCAUACAUAAAAAUAAACCCAUUGUAAAUAAGGCAUCGGAUGAGAGAUUGCCAGCAGAUCAUACAAAAAUUACAACAAAAUACAAAAGAUACAGAUACAAGUGGGGAAACAGAAGAUAGAUAUUGCAUUGCAUAAUGGAUUCAGACUCCCCUGUUUUGAUAUGGAUCCAUUCCAUUCUAUAAGCUAUAGGUGUCUAAAGAUAAAUACAUACUCGUAAAUAUUACAUACAUACAUAUAUGCGCGCAAAAACAGAUACAAAUACAGAUAAAUAUAGACAAAAAAAAGAGAUCCCUCGAAAUUUGAGGCAGAAAAAGUGUUUUUUUUUAGGCUUAAGUUCAAGACUAUAGUAAAAUCUAAGAAAAAACGAAACAUACAGAGAGAAGACGAAGGAGUAGCAGAAUAUACAGACAGAUACAUAGGUGCAGGAUACAGAAGGAUUGUCUAGUGAUGUAAGCAAAGCAACAAAAAAAAAAAAAUGGAACGGAAAACUUAGUAUAAUUGUAUUUUUUUUGUGUCUCAUCAGAUCUGAUCAGAAUAAUAAUCCGUUUAGCUCUCUAUCUCUAUAUAGAAAUUGUUGUUGUAUGUGUGAGAACAGAUAUAAAAGAUACAUAUAUAGAGAAAAGCUACAGAUACAGAUACAAAUAAAUAACUAUCCGAUUAAAGAAAGGCAUAUUGCUAUUGAAACACUCUCUCUCUCUCUCCCUAUCUCUCUCUAUAACUAUCUCUAUCUCUCUCUAUAUAUACUUCUAUCUCCUUCACACACAGACAGCGCACCCACACAGAUGCAUACAUAGAUACAUACUAUAGAAAAUCUAUCUCUAAGCCAAGCUGAUAAAAGGAUAAGUUUAGAAUGAAAGAAAGAAAGUAUCCGCGAUCCCACCCCACACACACGAAGACAGGGUCUAACCCUCCAUUCCCCUCUUGAUCCUAGAAAAACAAA
Messenger RNA from Drosophila subobscura, 2439 nucleotides. RefSeq names its product zwei Ig domain protein zig-8 (gene dpr8). NCBI's taxonomy places the organism in Eukaryota, Metazoa, Arthropoda, Insecta, Diptera, Drosophilidae. The coding region runs from base 73 to 1041 and encodes 322 amino acids. The transcript is spliced from 6 exons. Gene Ontology annotation, biological process: synapse organization. Gene Ontology annotation, cellular component: neuron projection membrane. The record is from RefSeq and is a predicted model, not a curated record.